AUGAAUAUACCACAUGCAAAGCACAAUCAUACGCCCAGCUGGGAGAGUGGCAAAAGAGAUGAUCUGACAUCCAGCAGCACAGGCACCAGUAACAGCAGCAGCAGCAGACACCAUCAAGCAACACAUAGUAAUUCAGACUCUUUCUUUAACCGUGUAUUUGGUCAUCAUUCUUCUGAUUCUUCUCGAGCUGGAUCACCUAUACCACCAUCCAAUUCAAAUCAUCAGCAGCAUCAUCCAAAUCAGCCUUUCAAAAGUAAUACCACCAUUGAUUCUCACAAGGGAUUGCAACACCCAUCAUUGAUACCAUCCAGUACGACAACAUCAGCAGCUACAAAGAAAUCGCGUCAUAGCCGCAAUUCAUCCACAGGACACUUGCCACUGAAUCCAGUCUCUAUUAUACCAACUCAUACACCAUUCAACAAAAUGCAUAGAAGACGCUCGUUUGAUGGUAUGGAAGGUCAGAAUGUUGUCUCCAAGAAACCUACUACCCCGACUCCGCUUUCGUCCGUAUCAGCACGAGUAACGACUAGUCCUGUACCAUCUACUACUACUGCCCAUACGACUACGCAUCCACAUCAGCAUCAUCAUUGCCGUCCUCCUCAGCACCCACAGUCAAGAGGCGGUAUUAAUGUGCCAAAGAUCAAUACAGCUGCAGUGCCAUUUCCAAGAGGCGGUAGACAGAUUGGACAAAAUCAUGCUGAUACAACACAUCUUGUGAGAAGAAGCAACUCAAUUGAACGCAAUCAAUUCCGACUUCCUGAAGAUCAUCCACCCAAGAAACGACACUUGUUUCGAUUUGGCAAAAAGAAGAACUAUCAGGCUACUACACCUUCUUUCACACAUGCUCCUGCCGCGGCGUCUGCCAACAACUCGACUUCGACCGCCUCCUCCUCCAACACCACAGCCAUAUCCACGUCUUCCUCCAACCACAACAACAUGAUGGCGUCUCCCCGUAAAAAGUCAAGCGAUUUGGACCAUCGGUCUUUGUUGUUACCAGAUUCGCAUACACCUGCGUCUGACAUUCAACGAUACUAUUACCAGCAGCAGAUGAAGGACGAGCGAAAGCGGUCCGCUGGCUCCAAUGGCAGUGGCAACAGUAGCCAUAAAAAGAACAGCAAGGACAGUGGAAGAGACCAAUUGCUACAUCUCAAACUGGAUCAAAACUUUGAAAAGAUGGAUGGUAUUGUCAACAAGGACUAUUACAAGUCCAACUCGCCCGCACCCACAUCAGCGACUACCAUGCUGCCAUCCACGCUGCAUGUACCAAGUGCUCAAUCAACACCCAGUGGCAUGGAUACAACUGGCCUUGAUUUAGAGUCGUGGGCUCCACCUGACAGUUGGGGUGUGCAGCCUCCUUCUAUCAUGUCAGCCUCUACCAACAUGCUGGAAGAGGAUCACGCUGAUUUCGAAGACUAUCAGAUUGACGUGCAGGAGAAAUGGGAUGUGCCUAAAAAGAAUGCCAAUAUCAAGAUUUACAGACCUGACAAGACGUACAAUACGCUGCAUGUACCUCUCAAUUCAACUACGCUAGAAAUCCUCAAGAAGCUGGCAACCAAGUUUUUCAUGUCUGACAUGACUAAGUUUAACCUUGUCAUGAAAAGACACAACAUAGAGCGUAUUCUGGGACUGACAGAGCGUCCACUUCAGAUUCAAAAGCUGUUGCAAGAGCAGAUGGGUUACAUGGAUCAAGACAAGAUUGACGACAGCACCUACCUUGUGCGCUUUCAAAUGAUGCCAAACAUUGCACAGCCAGUGCAGGAAGACAAGGACUUUGGGCAGCAUGUGGAUCUCCAGUCCAGAUCACUCGCAACCAUCCCCAUCUACCUCUACAAGCACGCCUCUCGCAUCGUCUCUCUGGACAUUUCCAAGAAUCUGCACAUUGAAAUACCACUCGACUUUAUUCAAAUGUGCACCAGUCUCAAGCAGCUAUGGCUGGCCAAUAAUGAGUACCUGUCGCUGCCUCCUUCCACACAGCAUAUUGCAUCGUUGGAGCAUCUCAACAUCUCUGGCAACAGACUGCGGGACCUGGAUCAUGCCAAUCUGCAUGAAAUCACUGGACUGAGAACUCUGCGUGCCAUCAACAAUAGGCUGGAAUCCAUCCCAGACACGUUUGCUACUUGUUUCGACCACUUGACAACCCUGUUCAUCUCCAACAACUCGUUUACCAAGUUCCCCAUGGUGAUCUGCGACAUUCUGACGUUGGCCUACCUCGAUAUCAGCUUCAACAAGAUACAGAUGUUCCCAGACGAGAUUGGCCAAUUGACCAACUUGGUGGGUUUGUUUGCUAUUGCCAAUCGCAUCACAGGCGCUUUACCCGCUAGUUUUGUGCAUUUAACUAAACUGCAGGAACUGGAUAUCCGUCAAAAUCUAAUCACAGAUCUCGAUGUAGUGUCUCAGUUGCCUCGCUUGGAGAUUCUAUUGGUCGACUACAACUCGACAAGCAUUGUUAAUUUUGAAAUCAAAAGCUUGAAGCAGCUCAAAAUGUACAAAAAUCAUCUCACCCAGUUCAACUUGACGAGCGGCCCUGGUGGCGGCACUUGCUUGACUGAGCUGAAUCUAUCUUGCUGCAAACUAUCGAGCUUGCCAGAAGAAGUGUUUAACAAUACCCAAGGAUUAGAGCGUCUUGUGCUGGAUAGCAAUACUCUCAACUCCAUCCCUUCCAGCAUCGGUGCUCUGCAGCGGCUCGUCAAGUUGUCCAUUCAGAACAACAACCUGGAGACAUUGCCCGCUGAAAUUGGCAAGUUGUCUGAACUCAAGGCCCUGGAUGCUCAAAAGAACAAUCUCAAAUCACUACCCAAGGAGAUCUGGCUGUGUUCCUCUCUCCAAACGCUAAACUGUUCGUCCAACCUACUAGACUCGUUUCCCGAGCCAUUGUCCACAAUCACACCGUGCUCCACGCCACUGGCAAACAAAAAAGCAGGCGACGACAUAUCAGACAUGACGCUGAUUUGCGAUGAGGACGACGACAUGAUGAUGAACAUUAUUCCUCCUGCACUAAAUGCUGGCCAGGGCGUCGUAAAGCGCUUGGAUCAUUUGCUCGACUACAAUUCCAUGACGCGCUCCACCUCAAAAGCUACAUUCAUGUCCUCUAAUUCCUCAACCGCAUCCCCAGUGACACCUGGCGCAGGCAAGGCUCUUCACUAUGCAACUGCAUCAUCAUCCAGCACGCAAAGCCCAAGCAUAUCGUCCAACGCAUACUCAGCAGAUCAGCCAAUGCACCCUCAUCAUUUGACCCCACAGCAGAUCCAGCAACAACAGCAACAGAAGCAAUCAGCCUCUCCACCUCCUGCUCCCAACUUUAACCCGCCAAGCUUCUUUGCCAGCCCCAGAAACCAUCCACCUCCUCUGUCGCUGUCUUUGCGACAGCUGUUCUUGGGCGACAAUCGAUUCACGGAUGACAUCUGGUCACCGUUGUCGUUAUUCCUGGAGCUGCGUACCCUCAACUUGUCCUUUAACGAUUUGUAUGAAGUGCCUCCCGACGGUCUCUGUCAUCAGCACCUGUACGAGCUCUACCUGUCUGGCAAUCAACUCACCUCGUUGCCUGCUGACGAUAUUGAGCGAUUGCAGUACAUGCGUGUGCUCGCUGUCAAUGGCAACAAACUCCAAACACUGCCGGCCGAGAUUGGCAAACUGCGCAAGCUGCUUGUGCUGGACGUAGGUAAUAAUGUGCUCAAAUACAACAUUGCCAACUGGCCUUAUGAUUGGAAUUGGAACUGGAACUUGGGGCUCAAGUACUUGAAUCUGUCUGGUAACAAGCGUUUAGAGAUCCAAAAGACCCAUCCGGAUCCCAACAAUCCCAAGGACAAGGACCUAAGUGAUUUUAGUGCGUUGACACGUUUGCGUAUGUUGGGUCUAAUGGAUAUCACGAUACUCGGUGUGUCUGUGCCUGAAGAAUUCCAUGAUCGCCGUGUCAGAACAUCCCCUUCUGAAGUGAAUAGCAUGUCAUAUGGCGUAGCAGAUUGGCUGGGCCCUAGUGAUCACUUGUCUACGUGGGAUCUGGUCAUGCCGCGAUUUAGAAGCAAAGAAGACGAGUGUAUAUUUGCCUUGUUUGAUGGCUCCAAACAUCCCAAAUCCGGUUGUCGUUUGACAAAACAGCUGAACGAUACCUUGACAGCGCAGUUCACCAAAGAACUGGCUUCCAUCAAGAGUGACGAUACAAUUGUCUCUGCUGUGCGUAGAGUAUUCUUGGGUCUGGAGCAAAGCCUAGGUACAUCGCCCUAUAUUGUAGACAAGGAUUCGGGUGCAUCAGCUGUGCUAUGUUACAUCUCUGGCACCAAGCUGUAUGUAGCGAAUGUAGGCGAUGCUCUGGCUGUCAUCUCUCGCAACAACGGUCAAGCCUUUGAGAUUACACAAAAGCAUAUACCUCUAAAUCCAAGUGAAGUGUCUCGUAUUCGGGCAGCGGGUGGCCAUGUCUCCAACUCGGGUCUACUCAACAACGAGCUUCAUGUAUCAAGAAGCUUUGGCCACUUUCAUUUGGUGCCUGUGGUCAACUGUAACCCUUUUGUAUCCACCAUUGAUCUUACUGAAAACGACGAGUUUGUCAUCAUGGCUUCUCGCGGAUUAUGGGACAAGAUGACCUAUCAAACGGCUGUUGAUAUUGCUCGCACGCAAAAGGACGAUUUGAUGGCUGCAGCACAAAAGUUGCGUGAUUUUGCUAUCACCUAUGGUGCUACUGAUAAUCUCAUGGUCAUGGUCAUUGGCGUGGGCGAUUUGUUUGAUAAGCGAGAGAAGCGCUAUCGUGGUAACCGCGGUAACAAUAUGGGCCCUGGUCGUGGCGGUGUAGGUGCUGAUGUUGGAGCAGAAGAUGGCUUACUGGUCAAGAGCAAGCGCAGAGGGAAAGAGGAAGUGCCUGGAGAUUCGACAUUGGCUCGGUUGGAAAGAGAAGUGGCACCUCCUGUCAGCCAGCUGGCGUUGGUAUUUACAGACAUCAAGAGCUCCACACAAUUUUGGGAAACACAGCCCGAAAACAUGCGCUCUGCCAUCAAGAUUCACGAUGCCAUUAUGCGUCGCACGCUGCGUAGUGUCGGUGGUUAUGAAGUUAAAACGGAAGGUGAUGCCUUCAUGGUCUGUUUCAAGAACAUCACAGCAGCGCUCCUGUGGUGUUUCACUGUGCAAUUACAACUCCUGGAAGCAGAUUGGCCUGCUGGUAUUCUCGAUACAGAAGAAGGUCGCGAAAUUGAAAAGGAUGGCAUUGUCAUUUAUAAGGGUCUGUCUGUCAGAAUGGGUAUUCAUUGGGGUUCGCCUGUGUUUGAACGCAAUCCCAUCACACAACGUAUGGAUUACUUUGGUCCUGUCGUCAACAAGGCAAGUCGUAUCUGUAACGCUGCUGAUGGUGGACAAAUCUGUGUGUCGUCUGAUGUGAUUGCUGCACUGCGAAACUUUCCUAGCAUGUUUGAUGAAGACGCUGAGCUCCAGACAAACACCUCUGCGGAAGUUGAUGCCUUCUCUGGUACUUUUCCAGUGAGCCGAGAUCUGUUGCAGUUAAAACAACUGGGCUUCCAUGUCGUGGAACUGGGUGAAAGGCGUCUCAAGGGCUUGGAAACACCAGAAACGCUUAGCUUGGUCUACUCGAAGCAAUUGCUGGCUCGAAUCGAGAUUGACAAGAGUGAGAUGAUGGCAACAGCUUCAUCGCCCAUCGUCACUCCCUCCACCAUCAUAUCUCCCAAGGCGAUCCAGUCCAUCGAGGCUUCUCCUGCACUCGCGACAACCGCCACAACGGACUCCUCCUCCAACGCCAUGGCAAGUAAUAGCAGUGUCUCAACAACGCCCAUGGACUAUCUGACAGCAAGGCCUCUCCGGCACACCAACACGCGCAAGGUGGUACGUACCAUUGAUCCCAACUUGGUCUGUGCCAUGAGCAAUCUAGCUAUCCGUUUAGAGCGAUUAACAUCGGGCAACGUCUUAUCACAACACAUGGCUGGUAGCUCCAUUAAUCGUGAAUACACGUUGAACAAUGAGGGAGCUGAGGACACUACACACACCGUUAGCACCGCGCCCUCGGGAUUAGGCUUAAUGCUCGAUAGACAUAUCCGUGAAGAUGCUACUGAUGAGGAAUUGGUCAUCAUGAUGGAGAAUUGUGUUGCACGUGUAGAGAACGCUGUAUCUUCCUUGUAUCUACAGAAAGUGGGCCAUUUUGCUGGUGUUUUGGAAAAAUUGGGUGAGGCGAUUGAUAUGGACCCCAUGCACAUUAUCAAGGCUUUACAAAUGUACGCUGAGUCUUCUUCCUUGGCAGCUAAGGGAAUGUCUCUCUAA
Messenger RNA from Mucor velutinosus, 6252 nucleotides. RefSeq lists its product as uncharacterized. The transcript has 9 exons. NCBI's taxonomy places the organism in Eukaryota, Fungi, Mucoromycota, Mucoromycetes, Mucorales, Mucoraceae. The record is from RefSeq and is a predicted model, not a curated record. Gene Ontology annotation, molecular function: protein binding. Bases 1 to 6252 code for a protein of 2083 amino acids. Gene Ontology annotation, biological process: intracellular signal transduction; cyclic nucleotide biosynthetic process.